Pocillopora meandrina is the source of this 1038-nucleotide messenger RNA. The record is from the annotation of a GenBank genome assembly. NCBI's taxonomy places the organism in Eukaryota, Metazoa, Cnidaria, Anthozoa, Scleractinia, Pocilloporidae.
UCUUCACCUGUUUACGUGCGUUAUAGUAAAUCGUAACAACAAAUAUUCAUCAUGGCCGCAGUUUCUGGAUCAACAAACUCUCUUAAAAUCUAUUUGCUCUCUUUUGUUAUUUUCAUCUUCCUAUUGAUAUCACAAACCAAGUCUUCACCAGUUCCGCAGGAGUUUCAGAAGCCCCACUUCCAGGUAUAUACUCUUUAAUGAUUGAGAAAUUUGGGUGAGAGCAAUAGCGAUCGAUUUUGCAUUUGUACGCUUAACAAAUUUCCUUAAGUUUAAAUUUAUUUGUUUAUCAGUAGUCUGACGUAGUUAUACUUGCAUCAGGCAAUUGCAGAUUUGCUAUCUUUGGCGUAUUUCAUAUUCUAUCGAGUCCUUUGAAGAUAUCAAAUCACGUUACUACAUUCAUGUAAGACUCACCAACUCUGAUCUUAAGUCUGCUGUCGUUGUCAGGUGUAACAGUUUUCUGUCUUUUUAUGAAAAAAGCUAGAAAACUGUGAAAUGAUUUCCCCUGAGUGAAAGAGACUUGCCGCUUGUCAGUAAAUACCUCUUAAAGAAGGAUCACGGUUAAAUACAUCGGGCGAGCGUGGGAAACUGACGGAAAUUUGCAUCAGUUUCCGUGAUGAUUCGAACUCUAACUAGCUCGGAUAUUUGCAAUUUUUCGGUCAGAUUCUCUCAAAGAACUCUAUCUCGAGCUGAAGGCUCCAUAGCCAGUCGCCGUUCGGGAAAUCUGCCUACAUACCUCCUUGCACGGGAAGGAACGGAGGCCAAAUUCACUAAGAAAGUAUCUGGAAAUGAAAUCAGAUGAAAUCACUUUAUGUGAUCAAGGUUAUCGCUGAGGCCUAUGCAUUCUACUCUUGACAGGUGGAACAUAAAGCCGGUGUUUUAUCAAUUACGGCGACAAAGGAUAAAGCAGACGUAGAUGUAAAAUCUGACACCAUACGUUUGCUAGUCAAACCUGGAGAUAGACAAUAUCCGGUUGGUGAUGCACCGGAAGUCAAGACAGUCCACAUAGAAGGGAAUUACCCACAGAUUUACCCUGUGUAG